CCUCCCUCUCUUCAAAACCAUAUACACCAACCCAAAAGCUUCAAGCUUUCAAAGAUUUCACAUGGAGCGCCAAACAGAACCCUAAUCACAGGGAGAGAGAGAGAGAGUCUGUGUUAAAAGAAAUUUAAAAAAAAAAAGGGGAAAAUCACAGAUACAAGUAUAUCCACAUUCAGUAAUUCAUGGAGUUUUCUUUCUCCAAGCCCCACUUUCUGUUCAGGUAAUUAACACUGCCAUACUGCCAAACUCCUGUCAGAGCUGCCCUUUUCCCUAUCCGUAUACUCUCGAAAACACCUACUUUUCUCCAUUAGCAUCACCGCCACCUCCUCCAUAAAUGCUUCGGUUCAAUCAUUAUUAAUUGCUUAUGUAAAAAAGGAUAUAUUUUUCUAAGUGUUUAGCUGUCUGAUCAAAUGAAAUGGGAAUGUAGGUGGUGCUGUAAAGGAAGUUUUCUUGGUUUUCUCUUUGUGCGUUUUUCAGUUUCAAUGUGUUUCUUGCUGAGGUAGUGUUCGUAGUGACCGUUUGAUAAGGUUGCUGCAGAACAACAAAGAAAUAUAGAAAGGAAAAUGGCAGAAAUGAGAGUUUCUGAUCCAAGUAGAUUGCAUUUGAAGAAGGAACUUACUCAAAUCAGAAAAGCAGCUCGAGUUUUGCGCGAUCCAGCAACUACCUCUUCGUGGAAAUCGCCUCUUACUUCGUCUAGAUCUGCAGCAGCUGAAACUCUAGCUGCUGCCGCUGCUUCUUCCACUUCUGCUUCUGCUUGGAAACAGUUUGAGAAUGAGAAUGUAAUCCCAAAUGGGAGUAAUUCGCAUUUGGAUUCCCACUUCAGGGAUACUGGGAAAGAAAGGAGAGUGUUCCUAUAUAAUUGGAAGACUCAGAAAUCCUCCAGCGAGAAAAGUGCAAUGCCAAGAAAUGAUGCUGAUGAAGACUAUGAGUCUCGUUCAAUUGAAGAAAGUUUCGAUGAUAGCUUGAGCGAUGAAAGGAAUGCUGCAGAUUCCAAGAGUGACAGUUACAUGGGCGAGAGUAGGUCUUCUUCAACGAUUCUCAGGUGUAGAGGUGCAAAUCCUGUCUCACGUUCAAUGAAUAGGGCAAUGGGGAUCAAGAAAAAAUGUAAGAAAACUAACACCCAUUUGGAUAUUUUGUCUAGAUAUCAACAAAAAGAGAUGAAUUUGAGAAGACUGCUCAAGAGUCAUCCUUCAAUGGCUUUAGGUUUAGGAGUAAGAGUGGAAGACUCUGUAGAGCAAUCUGAUGAUACUGAAGAGUAUAGUAAUUCUGAGGAUCUAACAAAGAAUUCAGGGGCAUCCCCUUUUCUAAUAAAACAUAAGCAUAAGAAUUUGUCAAAUUCUCCAUCUAAGUUUUUGAGAAAUUGCCAAAAAGAGGACUCUUCUUACUGUUAUAGCACACCUGCAUUGUCAACUAGUUCUUAUAAUAGGUACUGUAAUCGUAACCCAAGCACUGUUGGAUCUUGGGAUGCCACCACAGCCUCAUUGAAUGAUGGGGAUGACAAGGUGGAUGACCAUUUGGAUUUGCCGGUUCGCCAGGGAUGUGGGAUUCCUUGCUAUUGGUUGAAAAGAACACCGAGACAUAGAGGGGUAUGUGGGAGUUGUUGCUCUCCUUCCCUUUCAGACUCUAUAAGGAGGAAAGGGACUAGCAUUUUGUGUGGUAAUCAGUCGAUGUAUCAUAGGCGCUGGCGUUCAUCAUCUGCUUCAAAUAAGAGAAGACUUGCUUCCAGAAGUUCCCAAGGACUUCUGCCGCUGCUUACAGAUAUUGAUGGCAGAGGAGGGCCAUCUAUUGGAACUGGUCAUAGUGAUGAUGAACUCUCUACCAACUUUGGAGAGCUCGAUUUGGAGGCCUUGAGUAGACUGGAUGGGAGGAGAUGGUCUAGUUGUAGGAGUCAAGAUGGACUAGAGAUUGUAGCUCUCAAUGGAGAUAGAGAAGAGGAAGGUACACUGGAAAAUAUUCUAUGUUUGAGUCAAAAGUACAAUCCUCUCUUCUUUGGUGAAGUGAUUGGGCAGAACAUUGUGGUUCAAUCUCUUAUAAAUGCUAUUUCCAGGGGAAGAAUUGCCCCUGUUUAUCUUUUCCAGGGUCCCAGAGGGACUGGCAAAACAUCAACAGCCAGGAUUUUUGCCUCUGCGUUAAAUUGUAGGUCUAUAGAAGAAACAAAGCCAUGUGGGUACUGCACCGAGUGUGCCGAUUUCAUUUCUGGUCAGACUAGGGAUCUAUGGGAAGUUGAUGACAGCAAUAAGAAGGGAUUUGAUAAAGUCAGGAACCUUUUGAAGAAGCUUUCACAGCGGCCCCUGACAGGCUCUUCUCAUUACAAAGUUUUUCUCAUUGAUGAGUGUCACUUGCUGCCAGCUAAGAUGUGGCUUGCAUUUCUCCAAUUUCUUCAAGGACCACCACAACGAGUUGUGUUCAUAUUUGUAACAACUGAUCCUGAUAAUGUGCCUCGUACGAUACAAUCACAGUGUCAGAAGUACCUAUUUAACAAAAUUAAGGAUGCAGAUAUUGUGGCAAGGUUGAGGAGAAUUUCUGCCGAAGAAAAUCUAGAUGUUGAAUUGGAUGCAUUGGAUUUGAUUGCUUUAAAUGCAGACGGUUCACUUCGAGAUGCAGAAACUAUGUUAGAUCAGUUGAGUUUGUUGGGGAAGAGGAUAACUACAUCUCUAGUAAAUGAACUUGUGGGUGUUGUCCCAGAUGAAAAAUUGCUGGAACUUUUGAAGUUGUCUAUGUCUUCAGACACAGCAGAAACAGUGAAGAGGGCCAGGAAUUUAAUGGACUCUGGUGUUGAUCCCAUGGUUUUGGUGUCCCAACUGGCCAGCCUUAUUAUGGACAUCAUUGCUGGAACUUACAAUGUUGUUGAUGCCAAAUAUAGCAAUUCAUUAUUUGGUGGACGAAGCUUGAAUGAAGCAGAAAUGGAGAGAUUGAAGCAUGCAUUGAAGCUUCUAUCAGAGGCUGAGAAACAGCUACGAGUUUCAAGUGACAGCUCGACAUGGUUCACAGCAACUCUUUUACAGCUUGGUUCAGUGCCUUCACCAGAUCUUACUCAGUCAAGCAGCAGUAGAAGACAGAGCUCGAGGACAACUGAGGAUGAUCCUUCAAGUACUUCUAGAGAAGUAACUAUUCACAAGCAUAACUCAGAUGCUCAUUAUUUGCUUCGUAAAUCAAGUUCGCCUGCUUCCUUGUAUAAAGCUAUAAAUGAAAACUCCAGCCACCAAAGAGAAUGUGGUUUCAGCUCUAAGCCCCCUCGUAGUCAAUCAAUGGAUAGCCUUAACUCUUCUGCCUCACGGGAUGACAAACUGGUCGGAAAUCUGCUACAGAGAGCCAGAAACUCUGAUAAGUUGGAUCACAUCUGGGAAAAGUGUAUUGCAAAUUGUCACUCGAAUACACUUAGGCAGCUGCUACAUGCUCAUGGAAAACUUUUCUCUAUCUCUGAAGUUGAAGGUUCUUUGGUCAUUUUCGUUGCAUUUGCGGAUGAAGAUAUUAAAGCAAGGGCUGAAAGGUUUAUGAGCAGUAUCACAAAUUCAAUUGAAGUGGUCUUGAGAUGCAAUGUAGAGGUAAGAAUCAUCCUUGAGCCAGAUGGUGAGGAAUCUAUGAACCGUGUGAAUCAAAGUGAAUUACAAGGUCAAAAGCGGGCAGAAGCAACUUUGGGAAUUGAGCAGGAAAAGAAAGCAAAUGGUUUCACUGAUUCACAACAGGAAUCCCCAAAAUUGGCCAGAGGAAUCUUUAAUGAUAUGGAGGGCAAACUGAAAGAAGGAUCAGGAGAUCAUUUUAAAUCCUUAAUAUCAACAGAGUUACUGCCUGAAGCCAAUGCUGAAAACGGUGAUGUGAAAGAGAGGAGGCAGGAAUUACCAAUACAGAGGUUAGAAACUGCCUGGCUACAAGCUACAGAGAAAGGCACCCCGGGAUCAUUAAUUGGUCCGAAACCUGAGAAGAAUCAAGUGCUGCCUCAAGCGGACAUCUAUCAUCAAAAUCAAAUCGAACCUGCAAGUUCAAUGGAUCUGCCACUGCCAUCUCAGCUUUUGGAAAAUCAACUAAAUCAUGAGCUCAAAGUUUUGAAAAUGGAAGAUCAGAGGGUGGUCCAUAAGGACCAAAUUGGUAAAAGGCCUGAUUGUUACCCAAUAUCUCCAAGCUUGUUGCAUGAUAGCAACUUUAUGGACAAUCCAAUCAAAGAAAGCCUGGGAUACGAAUCGAGUUCAUCAAGCAGAGGUUGCAGUGGGAUUUUCUGUUGGAAUGCUAAUAAAUCUCAUAGACAGAAGGUGCAAAGGACUCCUGUUCGCUCUUUCGAAUGCAGAGGCGGAGGACUUACAUUGUUCGGAGAGUGUGGGAAGCAUAAGAAAAUAGAAAGCAGCAAUAAAGGUUAAAAGGGAUAGCAGAUAAAAAUAUUUGGAGUUUUAGCUACAAUGUUUGUUACUCCACAUAGGUUUUUUUUGUGCAUUUUUAUUUUUUGAGGUUAAGCCAUUUUCUAAAUGAAGAAAACCAUUGGGAAAAUAUUUAAUGUAAAGGUUUUGCAAUUAGGCUUUUGGC
This is a messenger RNA of Manihot esculenta (cassava), 4512 nucleotides long. RefSeq names its product protein STICHEL. Gene Ontology annotation, biological process: DNA repair; DNA-templated DNA replication. The transcript has 6 exons. The coding region runs from base 561 to 4349 and encodes 1262 amino acids. The record is from RefSeq and is a predicted model, not a curated record. Gene Ontology annotation, molecular function: DNA clamp loader activity; DNA-directed DNA polymerase activity; ATP binding. Gene Ontology annotation, cellular component: DNA polymerase III complex; nucleus; DNA replication factor C complex. NCBI's taxonomy places the organism in Eukaryota, Viridiplantae, Streptophyta, Magnoliopsida, Malpighiales, Euphorbiaceae.